UUCCAGCUUUCCCCUUUUAAGGCCUUCCCUUUACAGCAGCUUUCCAUCUAUCAUUGAAGUCUUGAAUUUCAGUUUCAUUUGGAUUCUAUCCCUCCAACAGAAAUAACCGUCCCGGAUCGCGUUAAAGAAGAAUCUAGAGAUCCGGAGAUGGUUUGGCUUUUCUGGUUCUUGGGCUUCCAACGCUGAGAUUUUCAGAGCUUUGUUUUUUUAUUCUCCUGUCUUGGGAUGGAUGUAUCGCAGGGCUCGAAUGGGACACCGCCUUUUCUUACGAAGACUUACGAUAUGGUGGACGACCCUUCUACGAAUUCUGUUGUUUCUUGGAGUUUAAGUGGUAAAAGCUUUGUUGUGUGGAAUCCACUGGAUUUUGCGAGAGAUUUGCUACCCAAGUACUUCAAACACAACAAUUUCUCCAGCUUCAUCCGGCAGCUUAAUACGUAUGGAUUUAGAAAAAUAGACCCUGAACAGUGGGAAUUCGCAAAUGAUGAGUUUAUAAGAGGUCAGAGACACCUUCUGAAGAACAUUCACAGGCGCAAACCAAUACAUAGCCAUUCCCAACAGCACCACCAAGCACAAGGCAACUCUUCAGGAGUGUUAUCUGGAGCAGAGAGGCAAGAGCUUGAGGAAGUAAUUGAGAGGUUGAAACAUGAGAAAAACAUGCUUCUUUCGGAGGUACAAAGGAACGAUCAGCAGAAGCAUGGAAUAGAUUUGCAGAUGCAGUCCUUGGAGGAGCGGUUGCAUCACAUGGAACACCGUCAGCUGCAGAUGAGGGACUUCUUGAUGAGAAUUGUGCAGAGACCUGGGUUUGUCUCUAACCUCUUGCACCAGUCUGAGAACCAUAACAAGAAGAGAAGGUUGCCAAAACCUGAUAGUUUUGGCAAUGACACUGAAGAUGAUGAGCAUGUGGCUUUCCAGGCAGUAACGAGAGAGAAAUCGGAUAUUGUUUCUGUCCGCGUCUUAAACACAGAUCCAUUUGAAAAGAUGGAAUCAUCUAUAAAUUCCUGGGAGAAUUUUUUUCGUGGAGUGGGUCAUGCUUCUGGUGAAGAAGUGUAUGGUGGUAGCACGCAGUGGCAGCCUUCGACAGUUGUUCUUACUGAAGUUCUAACAUCAUACAGGGAUCCAGACAGUAAUUUACAACCAGAAUCGCCUAAGAUACGCCCAUCUUCACCUCGUUUGAGAGAUAUCCGUUCCUCUCCAGAUCUGACAGAAUCUACGAGUUUUGUUGAAAGCCCUGCUAUUUCUCCAAUUUGUCAUCCUGCCGACAAUCAGCUUAAAGACUCUUGGAUAGAUGUGAAUUCCAGGCCUGCUCCUAUUGAGGUCCAGUCAUCAAAGGAACAGACAAACAUAGGUUCAGCUGCGCCCACAGGGGAGAAUGAUGUGUUUUGGGAGCAGUUCCUAACAGAGACACCCGGUUUGCCAGAUACUCGUGAGGUCCAGUUAGAAAGUAGGGAUGCUGAUAGUAAAAAAUGUGGAAGCAAGCAAGCUGAAUUUGGGAACUUUUGGUGGAAUAAGAAGAGUGUAGAUCACCUGACAGAGCAGAUGGGGCAACUCAGUCCAGCUGAAAGAACCUGAUGUUGGCUGGUUCAUUCAAUUCAUGGGUUUUGAAUUGCUUGUUUUCUGUUAUAUAAUGCAACUUAGCAAAGAGGUGUAUGGUUGGUCGGAUCUUGUAAUAUAUGCGUUUCUUGUUUUGAGCUUAUUAUUUUGUGAGCAUCUGCUGUAAAUGGAAAACGUUGUGAUGUUGUCACAGUAAUUUCUCCUGUUCAUUAAUUUUUGGAUCAUAAUAGUAUUUUGGUUUAGGUGGGUUCGUGAACA
Magnolia sinica is the source of this 1809-nucleotide messenger RNA. Its product is annotated as heat stress transcription factor A-4b-like. Gene Ontology annotation, cellular component: nucleus. Bases 226 to 1569 code for a protein of 447 amino acids. Gene Ontology annotation, molecular function: RNA polymerase II cis-regulatory region sequence-specific DNA binding; DNA-binding transcription factor activity. Gene Ontology annotation, biological process: regulation of transcription by RNA polymerase II. NCBI's taxonomy places the organism in Eukaryota, Viridiplantae, Streptophyta, Magnoliopsida, Magnoliales, Magnoliaceae. The record is from RefSeq and is a predicted model, not a curated record. The transcript has 2 exons.